Trichoderma aggressivum f. europaeum is the source of this 6390-nucleotide messenger RNA. RefSeq lists its product as uncharacterized. The coding region runs from base 1 to 6390 and encodes 2129 amino acids. The transcript has 3 exons. NCBI's taxonomy places the organism in Eukaryota, Fungi, Ascomycota, Sordariomycetes, Hypocreales, Hypocreaceae. The record is from RefSeq and is a predicted model, not a curated record.
AUGACAGACUGGAUAGUAGAGACAUAUGCAGUCAAUGUUGGACUAGGAGAUGGAACUAUAUAUCUGCUGGUGAAAGUUGAGAACAAUGCUCGGAGUAUCGAAUCAGCAGUUCUGAUUGAUGGUGGAACUGAUAAGGGAGCCAUUCACCUCCAAACGGCAAUCAAUGACAUCAACAAGAUUUACUACCCCAAUAACAAUGGCCACCUUCGGUUCAACGCCAUCGUCGUCACCCAUUGGGAUGAAGAUCAUUACAAGGGAGUUGAGGCUCUGAUACGUGCCCACAUAUCCAACAUGUCGAGUUGUGAUAUCAUGUAUCCGUACCCGCAGCCGGAUGAUCAGAGUACACCAAGGACUACUUUUUACUGCUCGAGAUUGGGGUUCAACGGGAAAGGCGUUUCGCUCAAGCCAAACAAUACUACAGCGAUCAUGGGAAAUGUGCGCUAUCAGUAUAUGGCUGGGCUUAAAAGUGAACCCCUCUGCUACUUCUGGAAGGGUGAGACAUGCCUCGGCAUUGAUCUUUUCUCGGGAAAGCAAAUCGCCGAGGCCGAAGUUGGGCAGACGAUCCCAAAUAUCAUUGCGCACGGCGAUAUCCAACCGGCCAAUCGACCUCGCCUCCUAGUGGUCGGCAUCGAUAAAGAGUUGAUCAAUAAGGUCAAAUAUGAAAAGCGUCAAGGAGGUACGGAGGCAAAUGCGUCAUCCAUGAUGUGUCUCCUCUUUACUCCUAUCGAGGCUCACGAUCAUGCAAUGCUUGACCUUUACGCCGGCGGCGAUGCAGAGGACGAACAAGAGCAGGUCUUGUGCAAUUUCUUACACGACAGCGAAAUAGUGAAGCUUCAGGUCAUCAAGGCUGGCCACCAUGGUUCCAAAUAUGCGACAACAGAGAGGUUCUGGGAUCUUGAGCCAGAAAUGUUUCUCAUAUCCGCUGCGGAAGACUAUGGCCAUCCCAGCUUUUCCCUCUUGUUCUACAUCAUGGCAUAUUUUGACAUGUGGGCGCAGCGGAAAGAUCGUCUGUAUUGCACGAGAUUUCCUUAUUGGAUGACCAAGAGAGCAGGCGAUGCUCUUAUCAAUACCAAGGAUCUAGACAUUACAUCAGUCCUUGAUGAAGCAGUUACACAGCUACGAGGCGCAAUCGAAGGCCAUACUUGGGUUGGAGUGAUAGAAGCUUGGUUUCCAGGAGCGACCCAGGCUAUUCAAGACGCCUAUGGAAUAAUGUCUGCAGAUCACCUGGCAGAAUUCAAGCGGCGGCGCAAGGCGAGCGACAUCUCGGAUGCAAAUAUGGAUGACCAUAUAAACAAAGGCGGGGAGCAGCUAGUGAAGGCUUGGGGAACGAUCCAAAACCAGGCUAUCGAACAAAUGAUAUCGCAGUGGCCGGCCUUUGGCAACCCCAAGUUUCCUCACUUCAAGUUUUCAGACACGGAAUUCCACACCGAAACCGCCUACAUACGCAUGCGGUUUCAUCAAGAUGAGGAACCAGCAGCCGAGGUCAUUACAUUUCUCCAAGCGCAAGAGUUGAAUGCUUUCAAAACCAGGUUUGUCGACGGCCGAGUAGCGCCAGAUCCUGCAAUUUUGAAAGACGUCGUAGAUAAGUUGUCUCAUCGCAUCGCAAACCCUCAGCAGAUUCAACAAUUCUCCUUGGCCGCAACACAAACGCAGGCAGCCUUUAACAACAUGGGAACCCAACCAGGCGGCGCGUCUUUCAUGAUGAUGGAGGCCACUUCAAAAUGGGAUAGCCAGCUAUUCGCAGAGGAUCCAAAGGCUGCGGCUGCAAACAACUUCUUUGCAAAUGGUUUGCCUACAGAAGGGAUCGAGCCAGGUGCAUCGAAAUCUUUCCAGAUUGAGUCCAGCACGAAUAAUCUUAAAUGGUUGAAGGAAAGCUUUGGUGCUACCGAGGCCGAGUUUCAGUUCUUCAAGAAUAUGAGCGAGGUUCUGUUUGCAGCUGAAGCAUUGGUCACAUUAUCGAAUGGAACCCGCAGUCUACGCUUCUCUUCGCGCAGCGAUGAUAUCAAGGUACAGUUCGGCAAUGGUGCGCCAGAGAGAACUAGGAGUGAUGGCUACAACCGUGACAUUGAGGGCAUUAUCCUUGCACUUACCGGCUCGGACAAGCUUAAAAUGGGAAUGGGUGAGUUUCUGAAGACACUUGCUCCGGAAUCCAAUGUCAGUUCCUGGUUGUCUCCCAUACUCGAUCUGGGCGGUGAAUUGCUUGAGUUUGCAGAAGACCCUGAGCAUCCGAAGAAAAACGGUCUCUGGAUACACCCUCAACUCAACAACCGUGUGAUUUUAAGACUCGAGGCACAGCUUCAGCAAGCUGCCGUCGAAAAAAUGCAAGAGUUCUUCAAAAAGCAUGUUGGAGAAAUCAAGUUUGGCCAGAUGCGAAUCAUCGGAGUGUCGACGGCUAUCUGCUCGAGUCUACCACCUGCAGUGAAGAAACAGCAACGCCUGAAAGAAGAGGGCUACAAACUCGACCGUACUUGGAAAUUCACCCUUGUCGGAGAGGUUACAGCAGGACUCAGUCCCGACCCAACGACAUUCAUUACCAGCAUCAGCAAUGAGUCAUUCACCUUCACCUUGCGACUUGCCAAAGGCACCACAGUGACUGAUGUCGUGAAGUGGAUCGCGCAGCGCUUCAAAGACAACAACGGGGAUGGGGAGGAAAACGCCGCCGAAAAAAGCGUCUCGGACCUGAAAAGUGUUCUCGAAAACAUUGGAUCUUCAAUUCUACCUCGUCAAGUGUCGAUAACGGUGGGCCAAAAGGGAUUGCUUGCCUUCCAGAUCGACAUCGAGAUUCCUUCUACCCUAGGCGCGGAGCCUGACAACCACGUCUCUUUCCACGGCCAACUCCUCUGGACACCCAGUAACACAAAGGUUGUAGCUGAGAUAUGGAAUCCAGGUAGAGAGCCAUUGAUCGGUGGGGAUCUGAAUCCAUAUUUUGACGAAUACGAACUUUUGAAGCCCGACGAUGCCUCCGGGCUCCAGGAUCACAUAUCCAUCCCGCAUCUCAUGGACAGAACGAACCCGGUCAAACUUCCAAAAGGUCUUCCUGAUCAAAUAGACCGAGCUGGCAUUGAGAUUUCCGUUGGGAAGAUCAGUUCUUUGCAUCUGAGUACAAAGCUGGCCUGCUCGAUGUCGACACCACAGAACGAUCAAGAGGUGCCUCCGCUUAUGCUCCAGGAAGUCCUUUUUGUUUACGAUCAUUUCUUCGGCAAGAAUGCCGAAAAGAAGCUAUACUUUCGGGCCGUCGUCGGCCUGGAACCCCCGCCAUACUUGACGGGGUUCCGAGCUCAUGCGAACAUUGGAGUUUCGGUUCUAUACAAUUCUAUUGACGGAAAGAGUAACUGGACGCUGGAAGCCGAUGCAACGGGUCUUGAGGUGGCACACUUAUACACUAUGCUACCUCGAGACGGCUCCAACCAUGCCAUCAUGAAUUUCAUGUCUGGCAUAAAGAUUUCAGAAAUGAGUGCCACUUACGAAUACAACUCGGCUGGGUCGCCAAGCAAACUCACGAUAGGCGGAGCAUUGCAGAUCGGCCCGGUGCAGCUCAAACUAGACUACUGGCACGCUGGCUCUGAAUGGCAUUUUGGUGCAAGCGUAACAGCAGGGCCAGAGUAUAAAGAUAAGAAAACCUCAAUCAAAGAGCUUCUGAGCGACUUGACCAAUGUCGAAACAAUGGAGUCGGUCCCCGAGUUUAUUCAAGACUUCCAAAUUCCACUAGAAAAGUUGAUGGUCGAGCUCCAAUGCUUCAAGGCAAGCGUUGGCGAAGGGGUGACAGCCGUCAAUUAUGUCGUCUUUGUCUUCGAGGUAACCCUCGGAGACUUUUCCAUCACCUUUGCACAACUCCAAGAGCGUAGCGGUGCCUUUCCGAAAGGCUCGAACAAGAGCAAGCCAAAGAGAUUUUUGCGAAUGUCUCUCUCCGCUUUCCCCAAAGUGGACAUUCCGAUUGUGCAUGAACUACCAAAGCCUUACGAUGCCUUGGAAUUUCUCUGGGUCAGCGAAGGUAUCACUCUCGACGAAGUAAUCCUGGUCAAUACGCACGCAUUCAAGGAUAAGCCGCAGCUUUGCUAUCAAGAACACGCCAAAAAAGAGGGUUCGACAGUGGUGCUCACUGCCGGCUGUCAUUUCCAGAUCAUAUUGAACGAGCAGAACGCACCAAAAUGCAUUCUGGACUACGGAUUCAACGGGGCCAAAUCCCAGAAGUCUGCUGGGCACAGCGCAACACCCGCGGCUGGCACCAAUAUCAAGGCUGUGAAGGCACUUCCAGGAGCCGAUCAAGCCGGUGGUACCAAGUCCGCGCCCCUCACACGCUCGGCCAAGGGCCUCACGAUUCGUAAUAUCAGCUUGAAGAUGAAGGACAAGGGAACUCUCAGCAUCACUUUGGAUGCGCUCGUUGCUUUGGGGCCGCUGGCCUUCAAUCUUAUAGGGUUCUCCGUGAAGUUAGACCUGAGCAGCUUCAAGGGCAUCGAUUCGUUGGCAAAUAUCAAGGCUUCUUUUGAUCUGUCCGGAAUGGCAGUGGCUUUCUCAAGGCCGCCUGCGACACUUGCCGGAAUGUUUGUCCACGAAGAUCUCGGCCACGGCCUCAGCAGGUAUAUGGGUGGCCUCGCCGUUGGUAUGGGCGUGUGGGAGUUCCUCGCGGCUGGCGUAUACGAAGAGAAAGAUGGCUACAACUCGGUCUUCGUCUUUGCAAAACUAAACGGUCCGCUUAUAUCAUUCGGCUUCGCAGAAAUCAAUGGCCUUGUAGGCGGAUUUGGAUACAACUCGUCCAUCAGGUUCCCAUCCGAGACCGAAGUCAAUGACUUCCCGUUUGUACAAAUCAACACGGGGAAGCAAAACGCGGCCGGUGAUAUCAUGAAACAAUUCGAGGCUCUGACGAGCAAAGAAUCUGGUGGAUGGUUUUCUGCCAAGAAAGAUUCAUACUGGCUCGCCGCAGGAUUGGGGGUCAAGGCAUUUCAAAUGCUUGACAUACAGGCAGUCGUGGUCCUCGACCUAUCACCAAAUCCCAAAUUUGGAAUAUUUGCAGAGGCCGUCGCGCGAGUGCCCAAAGGCGCUGACGAAGAUAACGCUUUCUUGUUUACAGACCUGACCAUUGCAGCGACGUUUGAUCCGAGUGUAGGCAUACUGAAAGUUGCAGGCGCACUAACGCCACGGUCUUACAUUCUUCACAAAUCCUGCAAGCUCACCGGUGGUUUUGUAUUGGCAUACUACUUUCCCGCAUCCGGACAUGACGGGGACUGGGUUUUCUCCCUUGGCGGGUACCAUCCUUCGUUCCGCGUCCCGGAUCACUAUCCACCUGCGCCGCCCAGACUGGGCAUCUCAUGGAUCUACAAUGACGAAAUAUCGAUCACUGGGGAGGCCUAUUUUGCCAUCACACCGCAGGCCUGUAUGGGAGGUGGCAGGCUCGAUUUGGCCUAUAGAAGCGGACGGACACGUGCGGGUUUCAGCGCCUACGCAGACUUCUUAAUCUACUACGAUCCGUUCCAGUUUGAGGCUCGUGUCGGCGUCAGUGUUUACGUCUCCAGUGUCAUUGGCUGGGGCAUUCUGAGCAAGGAGAUAUCGUUGGAAGUCAGCGCGGAUGUGGACUUGUACGGUCCUCCGCUGGCUGGCGUGGCACACAUUCACGUAUGGUUCAUUGACUUUUCUGUCCACUUCGGUCCGUCGAAGCGCACGUCUCCUAGAUUGGACUGGGAAAAGUUUCACAAGCUGUUCAAUCCUGCGCUGGAUCAGGGAGGAGACGAACACAUCGUAUCAAUUCUCAAGGGAAGAAUUACGACACGGCAUGAUCCCAAAAUCGAUUCGCCUACAGGAGGAGCCUCCGACGCAUCGCAGAGCGUGCAAUCAGCGUUCGUGCGUGGAACUCAGUUGGAGUUGCAGGUCGAGCUCCGUUUCCCCAUUUCAACUUUGGUGAUGAAUAAGAAUUCUCAGGAUGUCGCAGGGGUGGCGGGUAGAGUGAAUUCGACGCCGAUGCAGAUAAAUCAAGGGUUCAACAAGUCUGAGCUAGACAUUACCAUCGAUCUACUUGUCGCGGAUAAACGAGAAAGGGUCAAUAUGGAUAUCGAGCAUCUAGUCAAAAACGUCCCAGGAGCGUUGUGGAAUCCGUUUGACGAGAAUAGGUCCAUGCUGGAUCAGCCGAACACCCAGAGUCAUCUCAUGGGCGUCAAACUGAAGGCUCCAAAGGCGGAGAUUUCGAAGGAGAAUCUCCCCGAAAUCAACACGGAGAAAUUCGAUUGCAAACCAAUUGAUGGCGGUAGGCACAAAUUUCCCAAGGUAGCUAUUCUAGAUCAAAAGAGCGUACCAGGGGCCUCUACAGGCGUGGAUUUUGCCCAAGUGACUACUGAUAUAUUGGAUCAAUGGGAAGACUUGAGACGUCGAUUCACUGGGGGUGGAGUAGCUGUGAAUUGA